Physella acuta is the source of this 2628-nucleotide messenger RNA. RefSeq lists its product as uncharacterized. The record is from RefSeq and is a predicted model, not a curated record. NCBI's taxonomy places the organism in Eukaryota, Metazoa, Mollusca, Gastropoda, Physidae. Gene Ontology annotation, biological process: 'de novo' UMP biosynthetic process; 'de novo' pyrimidine nucleobase biosynthetic process. Gene Ontology annotation, molecular function: orotidine-5'-phosphate decarboxylase activity; orotate phosphoribosyltransferase activity.
UUGAAUCAAUAACAAUAAUGGCGGGGUCUAUGAAUGUGAACGAUUCUAAUAUUGAAUCAGUUAUCGUGCGGUUACAUAGCGUAAAUGCUGUGAAAUUUGGAGAUUUCAAAUUAAAGAGUGGGAUACAAUCUCCUGUUUAUUUUGAUCUGAGGGUGAUGAUAUCAUACCCUGAAAUAAUGGUAGAUAUUGCAUCCUUAUUGUGGAACAAGGUCUCCUCAUGCAAAUUUAAAACAAUUUGUGGGGUGCCGUAUACUGCACUUCCACUUGCUACUUUGAUGUCAACCAGCAAUAACAUUCCAAUGUUAAUAAGACGUAAGGAAGUUAAAGGUUACGGAACAAAUAAAUUGAUUGAAGGAGUUUAUGAGAAUGGGGAUAGUUGUCUUAUUGUUGAAGAUGUUGUAUCAAGUGGAUCUAGUAUAAUAGAGACUGCACAGGCCCUUCAAUCCUGCGGUAUUGUUGUAAAAGAAGCUGUUGUUCUUUUGAACAGAGAACAAGGGGGUCAUGAUAAGCUGGCUAAUGAAGGCAUAACAUUAUAUAGUAUUUUUACAAUGUCUGAUGUGCUUAGAGUUUUAAAUAAAGCUGGUAAAAUGUCUUCAGAAAUGGUUGAAAAGGUUACAGCAUACAUAGCGGAGAAUAAAUUUCAUACAAAUGGUCAGGCCAAGCUACCCCAGCAGGUUCUUGGGUAUGGAGAGAGAGCCAAAAUGUGUAACAAUCCUGUAAGUCGAAAGUUGUUUGAAAUCAUGGAGGAGAAAAAAUCUAAUUUAGCUCUGUCAGCUGAUUUGUCAGAUUCUAAGCAGCUUCUGCAGUUAAUAGAGAAAGUUGGCCCUUAUGUUUGUAUAGUGAAGACGCAUAUUGAUAUUUUAGAUGAUUUUGAUCAGGAGUUUACAGUCAAACUUAAACAGCUUGCUGCUAAAUUUAACUUUUUAAUAUUUGAAGACCGAAAGUUUGCUGACAUAGGCAACACAGUGAAGCAUCAGUUUAAAGGAGGCGUGUACCACAUAAGUGACUGGGCUAAUAUCGUGAAUGCUCACGCUGUUCCAGGGGCUGGUGUUGUGCAUGGGUUGAAGGAAGUCGAUGCUUCAAAGGGUUGUCUUCUCAUUGCCGAAAUGAGUUCAGCUGGAAAUUUGGCCACUGGCAGUUAUACUGAAGCUGCUGUAAAAAUGGCUGAAGACAAUAAAGAUUUUGUGAUUGGUUUUAUCUCUGUCUCAAAGCUUUCAACUGAUCCAACAUUAAUACAUAUGACUCCAGGUGUCCAACUUGAAUCAGGCCAAGAUAACUUGGGACAAAACUACCUCACCCCCACAGAGGUGAUCACAAACAGAUGCUCAGAUAUCAUCAUUGUAGGGCGUGGCAUUUACCAGGCUGCUGAUCCUGCAGAAGCUGCUAGACAAUAUCAAGUGGCCGGCUACGACGCGUUUGUCACUAGAGCCACCGAGGCCAUGAUUUCUUAGUUUCUGUACUUAUGUAAUUGUGACAGUAUGAAGUACAGUGAUGCAUUUAUUACUGAGGCCAUGGUCUCAUAGUUUCUGUUCUUUUGUAAUUCAUUGUGACAAUAGGAAGUACAGUGAUGCAUUUAUUACUGAGGCCAUGGUCUCAUAGUUUCUGUUCUUUUGUAAUUCAUUGUGACAAUAUGAAGUACAGUGAUGCAUUUAUUACUGAGGCCAUGGUCUCAUAGUUUCUGUUCUUUUGUAAUUCAUUGUGACAAUAUGAAGUACAGUGAUGCAUUUAUUACUGAGGCCAUGGUCUCAUAGUUUCUGUUGUGACAAUAUGAAGUACAGUGAUGCAUUUAUUAUUGAGGCCAUGGUCUCAUAGCUUCUGUUCUUAUGUAAUUGAUUGUGACAAUAUUGUGUCACAUGCAUUUAUUACUAGAUCUGCAUUUGCAAGGUUUUCUUAGUUUCUAACAUAAUCAAAGUUAUUUUCCAAAACUUAAAAAGUGAAUUUUUUUUAGUGUUUAUUAUAAAAAAAACUUUUACUUCCUAGGUAAAUCUUAAAUAGUUUAUAAUGUUCUUGUUAUAUUUCAUGUUUGGUUCAAUUUUGUGUGUACUUAUUUAUUGCAAGUUUUUUAGUACUAAUUUUUCAAAACAUUUAUGUCCAUAUAAUUAAAUAAGCUUUUUAAUUAUAAAAAUAAAUUCCGAAUUUAAUAAUUCUAAUACAUUUUAAAUUUUUUUUCCCUUUAUAAUUCAUUUAUAAAUUUCUAUCAAAUUUCUGGAAAAUGAUUUCAUUUAUGACAGUGAAAAUGUUUUUAUACAACCCUCUCAGGUGACCUAUUUCUGUGCAAUUUAAACUUAAGAUAGUUGGUUUGACUAAAACAAUAUCUUAAAGUAAGAGGUAAAUAUUGUUUUUGUUGUUAAAACUUAUGAAAAUUUAGUUUUUUUUUCUCUGAAUGAACAACUUCAUAAUAGCAAUUGUUUAAUAGACCUCUAACUAUAAUAGUAUAGAAAAAGUCAAUGUUUUUUUAAACAAUUUACUCCAGCCUUUAUUUGAAUUUGAAAAUGUAGGUUGACAAUAGUUUUUCUCAUUGUUUUGAUCCUGUUUAUUUUUUGAUAAUACAGAUCUAAUUAUGUUCUACUGACAUUAGUUUGUUUAACACAUUUUUUUUUGGAAAAUUGAUUUAACUGAAACAUUUUA